GAGACCCCACUGCCAGCUCUCGCCAUGAAGCGGCCCAGAGCGCCCAGUGGCUCGGAUGGCGAGUCUGACGGAGCCAUUGACGUGGGUAGGGAGAGCGAUCUCAGCCAGAUGGCCAGACCGCUGACCACCCCCAGCCCUUCGCAGAUGCAAGCCCGGAAGAAGCGCAGAGGGAUCAUAGAGAAACGGCGCCGAGACCGCAUCAACAGCAGCCUUUCCGAAUUGCGACGCUUGGUGCCCACGGCCUUUGAGAAACAGGGCUCCUCCAAGCUGGAGAAAGCCGAGGUCUUGCAGAUGACGGUGGAUCACUUGAAGAUGCUCCACGCCUCCGGUGGCACAGGGUUCUUCGAUGCCCGAGCCCUGGCUGUUGACUUCCGGAGCAUUGGUUUUCGGGAAUGUCUCACCGAGGUCAUCAGAUACCUGGGGGUCCUGGAGGGACCCAGCAGCCAUGCAGACCCUGUCCGGAUUCGCCUUCUCUCCCACCUCAACAGCUAUGCAGCUGAGAUGGAGCCUUCCCCCACACCCACUGGGGCCCUGGCCUUCCCUGUGUGGCCCUGGUCCUUCCUCCAUAGCUGUCCAGGCUGGCCUUCCCUGAGCAGCCAGCUCGCCAUUCUGGGAAGAGUGCCUGGCCCUGUCCUCCCCAACGUCUCCUCUCCCACUUACCCCAUCUCUGCCCUCCGGUCCACACCAGUACACAGAGUGGCUGGUACCAUCCUGCCAGCCCGGAGGAAUCUGUUGCCUAGUCGAGGGGCAACUUCCACCCAGAGAGCCCAUCCUCCUGAAAGGCCAGCUGCCCCUCCCCCCACAGCCCCUGGUAGCAGGGUUGCCAGGAGCAACCAUGUGCUCUCUGUCCUGCCAUCGUCUUCCCCGAUAGCCCUUGGAGCUGGGAAGUCUGAUGACAGUCCAUCCCCUUUGGGGCCAACUGGGAGGCCACCAGCAGCGGUGCUCUGCCACUCCUGGGUCUCUGAAAUCACUGAAAUUGGGGCUUUCUGAGCUGACCCCCUACACCCAUCCCCUAGAAAUGGGGAGCGUUGCUAUUCUCCCCCAGGAGCUCUGAAAAUGGCGCCACCUUUUCUAGACCGGCUUCAAUACAAAGGCCUCUCUCCUCCCCCGUCAGAGCCCUCCCAGGCCCCUACUCACGACCCAUCCUGCUGCCCCCUGGCUCCCGUCACCUUUCCAGAGCUCAGAACCUUCGUCUCAUUUCCCACAGGCACAGAUGAACUACAUGGUGCCUGAGACCCCUGAGGCACUGUGGACCCAAGACUCAUGGCCUUUGAGUCUGGAGUUGAAGCUUUAACCUAAAGGCUGCCAUGGAGGCGUAGGCUGCUCCCAUGAUGAGGUGGGACUCGCAGUCCUGAGGACUGGUGGGAUUCAGCCACCCCCAGGCCAACAGGAUGGAAUGUGCCGUCUGCUUCACUUCCUGAAGACAGAAUUGAAGCAGUGGCUGUUGAGCAGUCUCUGUGGCCCCUUCCAGAACAGGGAAGCAGAGGACAAAUCUGUUCUCCAAUCAGUUAAGGCCUGCGGCUACCAUCGUUUCAACUUCAGCCGCCCACAUGACUGACGACCCACUAAGGCUUGACAAGCCAGGCCAGGAGGAUUCCCCACAGCAGCGGAGCUCUGGCCGGAUGUCCCUACCACCAGGUCUCCACAGUGCUUCAGACAGGAACCGGGCUGAGAGAGAACUGGAGAGCACCGCUCCUUUUCUCUCGGGUACCGUCCUCUGGGACUGUGACCCUUCCUACAGGGUGUGGACGACCUGUGGUCCUGAUGGUGGCACUCUAAGAAGCAUUCUCUUGGGAUUCGGCACCAGACAUCUGAGCCGCCUGGUUUGCAUCCGGCUCAAGGAGCCCAGACUGCUGCCACAGCCAAGGGCUGUCAGGCGGGAUAAAAAUAACUUGGAGGAGGGGGAAUACAGGCAGAGGCGGCUGGGCUCUUCAAGGUCAUGCAGCGGGUCGAGGGCCUGAGAGCCUGCUUGCCCACAUUUCACACAGCUGCCUCUGCUCAGAGGCCAGCUCACUCCCCAGCUCCGCCUCAGGCCACUUGCCUCUCUAAUGGGAAUAAAUGGCCAGUGGACCAGCAGAGACUGAACUGACAUUUAGGGUCGCCCUAGCUGGGGACAAAGUGUGGAAGCCUUUCUGUCCUCUUUGGUGAGCACUUGCUCCCCACAGUACCCCUGAGAACUGCCCAGUGUGCCAUCCGGGAACACCCUGGUUAAUGCCUGGCAAAACCAAGAUUGUGGGAAGCUGGAACUCCUAUUCACUGAUGCUGGGGGCCAUGCUGAUUCUGAAAUACUUGCAAGGUCAUUCCAGAAAGCCCCCCAUCCCGGUCCCAGCCUUUGAUGGAACCGCGGUCGUCAGAGCUGUAGUAAGGAACCUGUGGGCACAAAAGGAGCGUUUACCAAACCCUGGGAGCAUACGGGUCAUUUCAGAAAAGUGGGACAGAGGUCAUCUGAGUGACCCAGAAAGAGUUUGUGCAUAGGCCAUGAAGAGAUAAAGACUUCUUCACUCCUUAAUAGAAGCAAGUUCUUUAAUCUUGCUGCCAUAUUGGACCCGUUUGGCAUGUCUGUGGAGUGCAUCAUCAGCCCACUGAGAGAGACAGAUUUGGGGUGGAGUGGGGUAGAAGAGUCAUGCAGGUUCCUGGGGCUGCGGAGAGGUGAUAGAAGUCCCUGGAUAUUAGGGUCUUACUGCGGGCAUGCAGUUUGGCAGCUUCCUAGCUAGAGGUUCCGCGUUCACUCACAGGUGCGCUCUGGGAAACACAUUUCCCUGUUGCAGGUACCUGGAAUGUAACGCCGUGGAAAUAAUGGCAGAAGUGGCCAAACCCUCUGAGCAUCCAUCCUGGUUGGCCUUGGGACAUUUUCCCAGGAGACUGGGCAGGUGACCUCUCCCCCACUCCUCAACACCCAGCUGAGUGCUCAAAUCUCCUGUUUCUAGUCCCGAGCCUUUCUGGUGGCCCCAGCGCUCUCAUCCCCCUGCAGGGAGUUGCAGAGAAGCAAUAAAGAUGUUUAGUUCUGGAAACCUCCACCAACAAACUUCCACUUCUACUUCCUGGAUGUUUCUAGAAUCUCUGACCCAUCGCUCCAGGUCUAGCAAUGCCCCGUCUCCCCUAGAUUAUUGCCCCAGUUUCUUUGCUUUGCUCUGUCUGUACCAGUCAGUUCUCAGCAGCCAUGUGGUGUGUGCAGAGCACAUAUCAACCCAGCCUGAAACCUAGAUGCCACCCCCACCCCACACCCUGUUAUUCUAAUGACAAAAUCAGCUCUCUUUCUCAGUCCUAACCUGACUUCUGCCCGUGUUUCUUGCUGGCCCCAAACCUGCUCAGUGCUUAUGCUACACAGGCCUGGUCUCAUAUCCCCAGCAUUUCCAUCUUUAGAACUUCUCUCACGAGGUUCCCAGAAUGUUCCUCCCUUCCCUUGGCAUGACCUACUUCAGCUCCUCAGGCCUGGCCUUCCACAUCACCUCUCCUGGAGGCCUUCUGGGACUGAUGUGCUUGAAUAACUCAUUCAUCUCCAAAGUCCCAACUGUUUCUCUUCAUGGAGAGUUUGCUAAUGCAUACCUGCUUGUGUGCUUGUUGGUUAGGUAUGUUCCCCACUGGAAUGUGAGCUCAAUGAGUCCGGGGGCCAUACCUGGCCUGCCCAGCCCUGAGCACAAUGCCUGCUCAUCAUCACUGACCUAUGAACUUUUGUUGACUAUAUAGAUGGAGGCGGUGAGAAGGCUUCUGGCUUCCUGUGCACAGACCCCACUGGGGGUGGAUUCCACCCCCGUUCCUUCUGGCUGGCUUAGAGAGGAGACAGAAGAGUCAAGGCCAAGGAGACUGGGCGUUCUGGCAGAAUGGUCAUAAGUCCCCAGCCAGAGGAGAAGCAAGCGUGUUGGCCCUGGGGUGCAUGCUCCCAGCCGAGGCUGCCAACAGGUUUGUUUUUGCUCUUGGCCUAACUCUGUAAUACAUCCAGCUCCCAACAAACGCCACAUUCGUGGAGACCUAUCCCAUGCCAGCCAGGGCAGACAGAGCCUAAGGUAACAAACACACAGUCACUCAGAGGGCAGCGUAUCCUCUGCCUAGUAAGAUGGACGUGGAAAGAGCUCUGGAGAAGGCUGAGGGCUGCAGAACGGGUGUGCUUCUCUGGGAGGGGGCCCUGGAAGGAAGCCCUCCUGGAAGAGGACCAAGGGACUCCCCUUGCAGAGAUCUAGAAAUUCAAGCAGGAAGCUACAGAAGCUUGGAGCUCCUGAGUACAGUCCCUCAGUGCAAGUGAAAGAUGAGUUUGCCUGAGCUCUGAAACUGAUCUUUCUCAUUAAUGAGACCGGAUUUUCUUCAAGUUCUUGGCCUUCUUGAACUUAAAAUUUUCAUCUGUUCAAUGGCCACAGUGCAGUAAUAGCUACCCACAUCUGUGCACAC
Molecule: messenger RNA, 4383 nt
Organism: Microtus ochrogaster (prairie vole)
Lineage: Eukaryota; Metazoa; Chordata; Mammalia; Rodentia; Cricetidae
Gene: Heyl
Product: hes related family bHLH transcription factor with YRPW motif like
Biological process (GO): regulation of DNA-templated transcription
Molecular function (GO): protein dimerization activity; DNA binding
Source: RefSeq, a predicted model, not a curated record